Messenger RNA from Paramecium primaurelia, 1337 nucleotides. The record is from the annotation of a GenBank genome assembly. NCBI's taxonomy places the organism in Eukaryota, Ciliophora, Oligohymenophorea, Peniculida, Parameciidae.
AUAAAUUUAUGUAAUUACCACCAUAACCAGCAGGAGUAAUGACUUAUUACUCUGAUCAAUAUGAACCUUAAUGUCCAUUAUGUCAAUCAGGAGAACAUACUUCAUAAACAGAAUCAAAUUUCGUUUAGUCAUCACAUGCUAUGACUGGAUAAUAAAUAAGAGGGAGAGGUAUUAAAUCUAAAAAUAAUUAGUUGUAUAUACUUCUCCUGAGAGAAUAGUAUCUCGAAAGGUUGUAGAAGGUGUUGCUUUAUCCCCAAUGCAAUUGAGAUAACAAUAAGCAAUAACUCCUCCUAGAAUGAUGCCAAUAACAUCUUAAAUGAUUAAUACCCCUCCUAUUAUUUAAUAGAAGUCACCAAUAGUGGUUUAACAAUCUCCAGUGAUUGUAUAAUAAGCUCCUAUUCAACUAUAACCAUCUCCAAUUGCUAUUAACAAUUCUUCUAAUGUUAUUUAAUAGGCUAUCUAUUAACCACAAAUCCCAAACAUGUAAUUGUAAUAUUAAGUGCAACCUUAAAUUUAAUAAGCUUAAAUAACUCAAACAAACAUUAAUACUUAAUAACUUUAACAAUCUCAGUUAAUAUAACAAGAAUUGUUAUUGAAAUAAAAAGAAUGGGCUGAGAAAUAUUAUAGAUAAUCUGAGGAAAUUUAACAAAAUAAUUUAGCUUUUUCUUAAUUAUAAACUUAAUAUUAAGAGUAAUUAGAAUAAUAUGAAGCUUUGAAAUAAGCUUAUUAAUUAACAACUUAAUAUUAAGCUCAAAAUUUUAUUCCAUCAUUUUUAUAAACUGUUUAGUAUAAAGUAAUAAAUAAAGAUGGCAAAUCUUAAUAUAAUUAAGAGGAAAUUGAAUUAUAUUGGAGACAUCAAGUUUUUAAAUUAGAAGAACAAAUGUAUUAAUUAUGGGAAAAGAUUAAUGAGAAAAAAUUGAAAAAAGAUUUACCAAUAAAAUCAGAAGAUACUCAAAAGGUAAUAAUAUAUUAUUAAUAUAUAGAUUGAAUAAUUACAAUUAGAAGUUGGACAUUUAGAACAUAUUUAAAGAAUGAAAAUGAAUUCUGUUGUAAUUCUUAGAAAUAAACUAAAUGAUCUUAUGUAUUAACAUGAUCCAGCCACAGAAGCUACACGAGAAUAUGAUUUAUAAUUAUAACAACUUAGAUAAAAAGUGAUGCAAUUAAGUUCGAGAUUAACUGAAGUAUAGGAUGAAAUUUAAAUGACAGAAACUUAAACUGAAGCAAUCAAGAGUGGAAAAGGAUAUAAAUUUGUUUCAGUUAAAUAAACUACUAGCUAAGUUAGAUAAGUAACAAAUUCUGUAAGAACUAAUUAAGCUUAAGAUUAUUAGGUUUCUUGA